Messenger RNA from Dendronephthya gigantea, 1652 nucleotides. Its product is annotated as L-tryptophan decarboxylase-like. Gene Ontology annotation, molecular function: phosphatidylserine decarboxylase activity. The transcript has 3 exons. NCBI's taxonomy places the organism in Eukaryota, Metazoa, Cnidaria, Anthozoa, Malacalcyonacea, Nephtheidae. The record is from RefSeq and is a predicted model, not a curated record. Gene Ontology annotation, biological process: phosphatidylethanolamine biosynthetic process. The coding region runs from base 73 to 1314 and encodes 413 amino acids. Gene Ontology annotation, cellular component: mitochondrion.
CGAGCGAACUAACAAACAAGUCGGGAAAGAUUCAGAAUCAAAGAUUUGUUACAGCCUCCAAGGAUUUAAAAAAUGUCGAAAACAUACCGGCUCGGAAACUGGCUUGGGGCCGACCUCAAAACAAUCUACAAGUAUAUCAAGCAGAUGCGCAGAGCAGAUCAACUUACUCGUCCUUCGCUGUUGGCCUUGCAAGAUCUGAUCGAAACUGACCCAGAAGUCAACAUGCUUUUUUCAACCAUGUUUACUUACAAAUUCCCCGACCCAGACAUCCCAGAGAGCCCCAUCUCAGACUACAUGGAUAUGUUACUGAAGAUGCAGACUGUCAUGAGUGGAGCCCCUGUAUAUAACAGCGUGCUUGGCAGUGCCCCUCUUAACAGCCUCCUCGUCUACGUGAUGGCCACCCCUCCUGGAACCAUGGCUUUCAUCAAUGAUAAAGUCAACAAGUGCUUCAGAUUUAUUCUAAGGGAUUGGGCGCAGUACUUGAGCAACGAAGAUUCGAAAAUAGUUUUGAAUUCUACGGAUGGAUGGUUGUGCCCCGAGUCAUUGGCGACAAUGCCUGGUUUUCUUGACACGUACCAAGUCGAUAUGAGUGAUCCUGUGUACUAUGGUUUCAAGUCAUGGAAUGAUUUCUUCGCCAGAAAACUGAGAACCGACGUGGACGUACGCCCGGUCGCCCAUCCCAAUGAUCCAUUUGUCAUCUGUUCCCCCUGCGAAGCCUUUCCGUACUUUAUCGAGAGACAGCCGAAGCACCGCGAUGAAUUUUGGAUCAAGGCCCAACCGUACAGCUUGCAACAUCUGCUCGAUGACGACGCCUUGACUGAAAAGUACGUGGACGGGACCGUGUACCAGGCCUUUCUCAGCUCUGCCAACUACCAUCGCUGGCAUGCACCAGUUGAUGGUACAAUAACCAAGGCAUACAUCAAGGAAGGCGCGUACUACGCAGAAGCUCUCUCAAUGGGUUAUGAUCCAACAGCCAAUACCUAUUCCCAACGCUACCUCAGUCACGUGAAUACCCGAGCCAUAAUCCACAUCGACACAGGCCACUCGGCUAUUGGUACGGUGAUCUUCAUCGCUGUCGGAAUGGCAGAGAUCUCAAGCUGUCCUAUUGAGGUCUACUAUGGAGAGAACGUGAAGAAAGGCGACCCCCUGGGUACCUUCAUGUUUGGUGGGUCAACCUACUGCAUGUUAUUCCAACGCGGCGUGAAUUUGAGCUUUGUUGCCGAGAGUAUCCCGGAAGAAGACUGGCCAACAAGUUUGCAACUGGUGAAAAGUCAUCUCGGCACAGUCAGAAUAUCCCACAAGAAAGGGCGCUAAUUUCUGGAGCCUUUUAGAAGGGGACUGGUUUAAACUUAGCUGUGACCACAAUCAUGCAUCAUAGUUCUUAGAACUAUUACUAGUAUAGUAACAUAGAACUUUUGAUAUUGACAGGAAGUUGGUUAGUUUAAAUGUACUGCUUAACUGGUUCUUACACCAGGUGUUAAAAACAACAUAGACUUUGCAUGGGUGGGUAUAGAGUUUAUAUGUUUAUUGAUGACACAUAAAAUACUUUGAUGCAUUUAAUAAAACAGUUUCUGGUGAUUGAUAUAUGUGGAAGUCAUAUUAUCAUUACUUGUGACAUAGAAGCUGUCAUAAUAGACUACUUUUUGUUCAAC